Molecule: messenger RNA, 1840 nt
Organism: Diuraphis noxia (Russian wheat aphid)
Lineage: Eukaryota; Metazoa; Arthropoda; Insecta; Hemiptera; Aphididae
Source: RefSeq, a predicted model, not a curated record
CAUUAUUGUAUACACCAAUGUAAUUUCUUCACUACCGUAUUGCAUAAUAUUGCUGACAACGCAUUAGACUGAAAGCCUACUUAUAUCCCUACGUAGACUAUUAAUAUUAUUAUUCAUUUCUGAUACAGUCUGGCAUUCGAUAUACAAUUAGACAGUGAAUUUAGUUGAAAUUUUCAUCAUGAAGUAUUUAUUGUGUUUUGCUUUAGUUUGUGCCGUGGCAAUAGCCAAACCAAUGGACGAAGUCGAAAAACCAGAACAACUAUCUACGAAGCUUAACACCAAUAACGAGACUGUAAUAUCGAUCCACAGAGUUGAGCGUGAUGAUAAAAUAUCUCCAAUAGUUCCGGUUUCUUCCGAAUCAAACGAGAAUAAUGAUUCAAAAACUGACGGAACAAAAUCUGCAGAUGAGAAGCAAAGACUUUCAUAUGAUUCAACUAUCAAUCAGGUUAAUCCAUCUGCGUUCUCGUCUCAAUUAACCAGCAUCCAUAACACCGAUUUAAGUUAUCCAGUAAGCUCGGAAAAUGAGCAAUACAAAUCGGUUGGUCCUGCGUAUCCUUCAGAAAGAUCCUUUGGCCCAUUAGAGUUUCCGGGAUUAGCAUCUUCUUCGUAUCCAUCAUUUACGUCAUACGGGUUAAGGCCGGGAUCAUAUGGAUAUGGAGGGUCAAACGGAUUAGCGGGAUCGUAUUAUGGAUUGUCUGGAUCAUAUGGGUUAUCAGAAUCAUCUGGYUCAAACUCAGCWAUUCCAACAUCUUAUUCCAGUUCUAUCCCUUGUCAAGGUGGCAUCGCCCAACAAAUAAUUCAUAAGCCUGUCGUUACAGAAUUACAAGAAGUUAUUCACAAACCAAUAAUUACAGAAGUACAAGAAAUUGUAAAUAAACCCGUUAUCUCGGAAUUMCAACAAGUCAUACAUAAACCACUCUUCACUGAACAUAUUGGUCUCGGUCCAUCGUAUCACGGAUAUCAAAAACACACCGUUAACCAACCUAUCUACCAUAAGCCCACUAAACAUUUUGUUCGUCAUCCAGUAUAUCAUGCGGCAACCAUUCACUUAGCCGAUGAAUAUGAACAGCAUGUCAGUAAUGGUAACAGUGUUUGUGAAUCAGACACRGGUCCUUCAUACGGUUUUUCGGGAUCGUCGUAUCCUAUUGGAUACGGGCCAGGAAUCAACGUUGGACAACCAGGUGGACAGUACAAAUCAGUAGAGUCCAGAAAUAGUGUUGCACCUUAUGAACCAGUUUAUUCAUCGGGUUUAUCUACAUCAGAUUCGUCGAGUUACUCAUCAUCACGUGCAUCAACUCCAUACGGUUUUCCUUCAAUGUCUUCCGCUACAGAUUUAUACAGAUACGCCGCUCCCGGUUCAGUUGGAUACUCUCCACCAACUUCUUCAUUUAAAUAUUCAUCGUCAUUGCCGGCAUACAAUGAAUUAGGAUCAACGAAUCGUGGAACACCUUAUGAACAACAGAUUGCCACUUUCAAUACUGGUAAUAAUGGACCCUUCAGAAGUAUUAUGGGAAGUUCACAACCUAAAGCUGCAGAACAGAUUAUUUACGAUAAGUUCUCACCAUAUACACAAAAAUUAAAUGACAACCAACAAUAUUAUGAUAACCUUCAGUUUCAACAACGAUUCUCAGAAUCUCAACAACAAAUGGGAAGGAGCAACGAAGACCCAAAACAAAUAAAAAUGGAUGUGGACGCUAUCGCCAAACAAAUUGAGAAAAACCCUGAAAUGAGGAGACAACUAUUAAAAAUUAUAACAGAGAGUAUUUACGUUGGCGACCAAAUGACACAAUCCAAUAAGAAACAACAAGAUACGAAAAUGCAAUCGUUUCCAYUAAUAUAA